Molecule: messenger RNA, 1314 nt
Organism: Lagenorhynchus albirostris (white-beaked dolphin)
Lineage: Eukaryota; Metazoa; Chordata; Mammalia; Artiodactyla; Delphinidae
Gene: TPD52L1
Product: TPD52 like 1
Exons: 7
Coding region: 180-794 (204 amino acids)
Biological process (GO): positive regulation of apoptotic signaling pathway; positive regulation of MAP kinase activity
Cellular component (GO): cytoplasm
Source: RefSeq, a predicted model, not a curated record
CAGAAGCGGGCAGCUGAGGCCGCUCCGCGGUCCCCGCCCUUUCAGCGCUGCGCUCGCUACAAGCGUGCAGGAAGAGGACGCGAGCGGCUGUGCCAGCUGCGUUCCGAGCUCGGGCACCGCUGCUGCUUCUCCUCCAAGCGCCGGGCGCCCCCGCCGCGCUCAGUCCGAAGUCGGCCACCAUGGAGGCGCAGGCACGCGGUUUGUUGGAGACUGAACCACUGCAAGGAAGAGAUGAAGACACAGGAGCCAGUGCUGACUUCCCUAGCAUGCUCUCUGAGGAGGAAAAAGAAGAAUUAAAGGCAGAACUAGUUCAGCUAGAAGAUGAAAUUACAACAUUACGACAAGUUUUAUCAGCGAAAGAAAGGCGUCUGGUUGAGAUAAAACAAAAACUCGGCAUGAACUUGAUGAAUGAAUUAAAACAGAACUUCAGCAGAAGCUGGCAUGACGUGCAGACUACUACUGCCUACAAGAAAACACAUGAAACUCUGAGUCACGCAGGGCAGAAGGCAACUGCAGCUUUCAGCAACGUUGGGACGGCCAUCAGCAAGAAGUUUGGAGACAUGAGCUACUCCAUUCGCCAUUCCAUAAGUAUGCCUGCUAUGAGGAAUUCUCCUACUUUCAAAUCAUUUGAGGAGAGGGUUGAGACAACUGUCACAAGCCUUAAGACGAAAGUAGGCGGGACGAACCACGGCGGAGGCAGCUUCGAGGAGGUGCUAAGCUCCACGGCCCAAGCCAGCGCGCAGAGCUCGGCCGGCGGCCCCCGGCGGGCCGAGGGGGAGGAGCUGCAGUGCUAGGGCCCCGCCUGCGCCCGCAGCCGCCUCCAGGGACCCUGCCCUGCCCGCGCGCAUCCGGAUAUGAAGACCAGAAUCCCACUGGAAGACCCAGGCCUUGACCUUGUUCUUCAAAUGGCUUCUCCUGAAAGUUUAAUUAAAUGAUUUCCACUUGAAUUUGCGUUGAUGAUGGACCACGUGACCAUCACACUUUAGUAUUCAUAGAUUGUCAUCUUUUAAAAUGUCGGCUCUAGCAGGUACACAGUUGGUCACGACCCUUGUUUUUUGUGUAAUUCAACAUAUUUUCCAAACAUGUAGCUAUUAAUUAUUUGCUUCGAUUUUUGUUUGGACUCCUGUACGAAGUGCAUGUCUUUGAAGGCUCAGUGCCCCCUUUCAGUUCUGUCCACAGGAUGGGGCUCUUUCUGACCGUCUCUAGCAGUGAAUGGGAUGACACUGAGAAUUUCAUCAAACUGCUUCCGAUCUCCCUCGCCUACUUUAAUUCCUUAUGUUUAUUUAAGCAAUUAAAAUAAUUGAUUUUAAUGAC